Messenger RNA from Labeo rohita (rohu), 2061 nucleotides. RefSeq names its product src substrate cortactin. The coding region runs from base 166 to 1575 and encodes 469 amino acids. Gene Ontology annotation, molecular function: actin filament binding. The record is from RefSeq and is a predicted model, not a curated record. Gene Ontology annotation, biological process: regulation of actin filament polymerization. The transcript has 15 exons. Lineage: Eukaryota; Metazoa; Chordata; Actinopteri; Cypriniformes; Cyprinidae. Gene Ontology annotation, cellular component: lamellipodium; plasma membrane; actin filament.
CGUUCCCAGCUCAGGUGGUGCCGUCGGGUUUGGAGCAGGAAGUGGGAAGUGGAAGACUGUGGCUGGGAAAUCUGAAGGCUUUUCUCUUCUUAACUAUUAUCACAUUCUUUAUAAGCACUAUUCACUUAAAGAACACUUGCAUCUAGGAGGGCAUCGAAGUACAUCAUGUGGAAGGCAGCUGCAGGUCAGUCCGUCUCUGUUGCAGUAGAUGAUGGAGGAGAUGAUUGGGAAACUGACCCGGACUUUGAGAAUGAUGUAUCAGAGAAGGAGCAGCGUUGGGGUGCCAAGACUGUGGCUGGCUCUGGCCAUCAGGAACACAUCAAUAUUCAUAAGCUGCGUGAAAGGGUGUCAUCUGAACACAGUGAACUGAAGCAGAAGGAGUUGGAGAACAUGCCCAAAGCAUCUCAUGGUUAUGGUGGAAAGUUUGGAGUGCAGCAGGAUCGCAUGGAUAGGUCUGCUGUUGGACAUGAGUAUCAGAGCAAGCUGUCCAAACAUUGCUCCCAGACUGAUACUUCAAAGGGUUUUGGAGGUAAAUUUGGAGUGGAAGCUGACCGUGUCGACCAGUCUGCUGUGGGCUUUGAAUAUGCUGGAAAAACCGAAAAACAUGCCUCUCAGAAAGACUACGCUACCGGGUUUGGGGGCCGCUAUGGCGUGCAAGCGGAUCGUGUGGACCAGAGUGCUGUUGGUUUCGAUUAUCAGGGGAAAACAGAAAAGCACGAGUCACAGAAAGAUUAUGCGAAAGGCUUUGGUGGCAAAUUUGGAGUGGAGACAGAUAAAGUGGACAAGAGCGCUGUGGGCUUUGAGUACCAGGGAAAGACUGAGAAACACGAGUCUCAGAAAGACUAUGUAAAGGGUUUCGGAGGUAAGUUUGGCGUUCAGUCGGACCGUCAGGAUAAGUCUGCAGUGGGAUGGGACCAUCAGGAGAAACUCCAGCUUCAUGAGUCACAGAAAGAUUAUGCCAAAGGGUUUGGAGGAAAGUAUGGAGUGCAGAAAGACCGAAUGGACAAGAGCGCCGGCACGUUUGAGGAGGUGGAGAAGCCAAGCACGGCGUAUCAGAAGACCCGUCCUGUUGAAGCAGCUGGCAGUAGUGCUGGCAGUAUUAAGGCUCGUUUUGAGAACAUUGCGAAGCAGAAGGAGGAGGAGGACAGGAAGAGAGCAGAAGAGGAACGUGCUAGGCGACAGGCCAAGGAGAAACAGGAGCAGGAGGAGGCGAACAGAAAGCAGAAGGUGGAGCCAGUAAGUGAAGCGGUGGAAAACGGUGCAAACAUUUAUGAGGUGGAGCCGGUCUCAGCAGAAACCACAUAUGAAGAACCAGUCCAGGAAGACCUGUACCAGAACCCUGAGCAGGAUGACCAGUACCAGAACUCAGGUGCUCAGUCAUAUGAGUAUGGAGAGGAUCUUGGUGUGACUGCCGUGGCUCUGUACGAUUAUCAGGCUGCGGGUGACGAUGAGAUUUCCUUCGAUCCAGAUGACAUCAUAACCAACAUUGAGAUGAUUGAUGAGGGCUGGUGGAGGGGUGUGUGUCGAGGAGCAUACGGACUCUUCCCAGCCAAUUAUGUUGAAGUUCGACAGUAGACUCACUCCAUGCACUCUUUCCAGGGCAGAUAUCACUGAAGGAGACGUCUGCCCUUGAUUUCAUGCUUCCUCUCCAUUAUCAGCCCUGCUUUCUCUUCUUUCACUGUAGCAUGUUGAGCGUUCACCGGUCAUUCUGCUUCCCUCAGCUCAACUCUCACUUCCUAUUUCAUGUCAGUAGUCUUCAGUAGGUGCGUGCGCUUUACUGGAUCCAGCUGCCAUUAGAGAUUUUUAUGACACUUCUGAGAGAGUUCCUUCACUCACACAUGUACAUUAGUGUGUGAAAUAAGAGAUAAUAGACCAAAGAUCUGAGAUCUUCUGGCAUGUUUUAGAGAAAUAAUAUCAGUUGUCAUGUACAUGGGGGGGGGUUCUUUUUGACUUUUAAAGCUGCCUCUGUAUGAACACUUUUAGUUCAUUUCAGUGUCAUUUUUGCAGUGUUGGAAUAGGAAGCAACUGAAUUGAGAUGCUUGAAAACAUUAAUGAUCAUAA